UUCUUGGACAGAUGAAGCAGAUAGGCAAUUGGUGAUACAAUACGUGAGACACCGUGUGGCUCUUGGGGCAAAGUUCCAGCGUGUAGAUUGGGCUUCACUUUCUGAGCUUCCAGCAUCUCCUAAUGUUUGUAGGCGUAGGAUGUCAUCCUUAAAGAGAAAUAUUAGAUUUCGCAAAGCUGUCAUGAGUCUUUGCAAUAUGCUUAGCUGGAGAUAUGCAAGGCACCUUGAGAAAAACCAGAAAAGGUUGUUAAAUAAUGAUGAUUGCACAAUGCUUAUUCGACCUUCACACAUGGAUCCUUCCAGCAUGAAUAUAUCCAAAGAUGUUGGACUUGCUGAAAGCAGUGGUCUUCAGGAAGAGCAAUGGGAUGAUUUGGAUGACAAAGAUAUAAAGAGAGCCUUGGAGGAUAUUCUUCAGCUCAAGCGGAUGACUAAAUUGGAGGCCUCCAAGAGGGUUGGACUCAACUCGGAGGAGUGGUCAAAUAUAAACGUGAAUGCUGAUGAAUAUGAACCUGAAAUGGUUUCACCAACUACUAGUGAGGAUAAACAGAACCUGUCCGAGCAAGAACAGAAAGAUUCUGCUCCCAGAUCAAGAUGUCACCGUCUUCGACAAAGGUUUAUUAAACUUUUGAGUGAGGAAAUUAGCAUUAAUAGAAGAGUCCAUGAAUCUUUGGCUAUUUCCAAUGCCGUAGAAUUAUUGAAGCUUGUAUUCUUGAGCACCUCUACAGCACAACAUGUUCCAAAUCUGCUCGCAGAAACUUUACGACGGUAUUCGGAACGUGAUCUUUUUGCAGCCUAUAGCUACCUCAGGGAGAAAAAAAUUAUGAUUGGUGGAACUGGUGGCCAGCCUUUUGUACUUUCUCAACAGUUCUUGCAUAAUGUUUCUAAGUCUCCUUUUCCGGUUAAUGCUGGAAAGAGAGCUUCCAAAUUUUCCAGUUGGCUACAUGAAAGAGAACAAGAGAUGAUGGCAGUGGGGAUCAAUCUUCAUGCAGACUUGCAAUGUGGAGACAUUUUGAGUUUGUUUUCUUUGGUUUCUGCUGGUGAACUGUCAGUUUCUCCAUCCUUGCCAGAGGAAGGCAUUGGAGAGGCUGAAGACAUGAGAAGUACGAAGCGCAGAAAUGAGGACACUGAGAGUAAUGAUGAUAAGGAUAAGAAAUUGAAGUUUAAAACAGAUAGUGAAAUUAUCUAUCGCAGGGUAAAAUGUUUUACCAAUUUAGACGUAUUCAAUCAUUGCGUUAAUAUCGCAACAACUAAGGUUUAUACAUUAGGCUCGGAAACCAGCAACUCCAAUGGUGGACUUCAUUCGUACGUUGGAUGUGACCGUUAG
This is a messenger RNA of Carica papaya (papaya), 1324 nucleotides long. The record is from RefSeq and is a predicted model, not a curated record. NCBI's taxonomy places the organism in Eukaryota, Viridiplantae, Streptophyta, Magnoliopsida, Brassicales, Caricaceae.